Talpa occidentalis (Iberian mole) is the source of this 1741-nucleotide messenger RNA. It is a transcript of the gene BMP15, whose product is annotated as bone morphogenetic protein 15. Lineage: Eukaryota; Metazoa; Chordata; Mammalia; Eulipotyphla; Talpidae. Gene Ontology annotation, cellular component: extracellular region. Gene Ontology annotation, biological process: BMP signaling pathway; SMAD protein signal transduction. Gene Ontology annotation, molecular function: cytokine activity; growth factor activity. The record is from RefSeq and is a predicted model, not a curated record. The transcript has 2 exons. Bases 487 to 1674 code for a protein of 395 amino acids.
GGCCUCUGGCCCUUUAAGUAUUGAUUAAGAGACAACCUUUAAAGCUGGGGAGUAGGGCAGGUUAGUGCUGGUUUUUUCUUUACAUCCUAGUGGAUCAGGUAAGGGAGUGGGUCCUGGGAUGGACCUCUCCUCUGACGUAAUUUCAGCCUCCUCCAAAUAAGUACUCUCUUGUUCCCCACCCUGGAGAGCAGGAUGGACAGACUGACUUAUUCCUGCUACUGUUUCUGUUUGUUUUGAUGCAAAGAGGCCAAGUUAGGAGACCUCCCUAAAUCCAGGAGCUCCUCCAGAAGAAGCAACACAGAAUCGGCCUGCCUGCCUUUGUGUUUGUGUUUUUUUUUUUUUUUUUGUUUUUUUUUUUUUGCUAUUUUCUUGCCCUGCCUUUGCAGCUGUGGAGCCAGGAUGUGGUUAUCUGUGUGAAAGGAAAGGGUCACAGUGCGUCUUUUGGAUGUGGGCUGGAGUGUAUUGCUGAACGCCAAUCCAUUCAGGAUGGUCCUCCUCAGCAUCCUUAGAAUCCUCGUUAUUUGGGGCCUGGUGCUUUUUAUGGAACACCGUGGUCAAAUGGCAAAGGUAGGGCAGCCAUCCAUGGCCCUCCUGGCUGAAGCGCCCACCUUGCCCCUGAUUUGGGAACUGCUAGAAGAAGUCCCUGGCAAGCAGCAGAGCAGACCACGUGUCCUAGGGCAUCCCUUGCGGUACAUGCUGGAGUUGUACCAGCGUUCAGCUGACAUGCGUGGGCACCCUAGGGAGAACCGCACCAUCGGGGCAACCAUGGUGAGGCUGGUGAGGCCCUUGGCCAACGUGGCAAAGCCUCUCAGAGGCCCCUGGUAUAUACAGACUCUGGACUUUGCUCUGAGACCAAACGGGGUGGUGUACCAUCUAGUCCGAGCCACUGUGGUUUACCGCCAUCAACUCCACCUAACUCGCUACCACCUCUCCUGCCAUGUGGAGCCCUGGGUCCAGAAAAAGCCAACUAACUACUUUUCCCCUUCAGGAAGCGCUUCCUCAAAGCCAUCCCUGCUGUCCAAAGCCUGGGUGGAGAUGGAUAUCACACAGCAUAUUCAACAUAGGCUCUGGAAGCACAAGGGGCGCAGGAUUCUCCGGCUCCAGUUCAUGUGUCAGCAGCAAAAAGGUACUGAAGUUGUCGCGCACCGCUGGCAUGGCACUGCAUCCUUGGACAUUGCCUUUUUGUUACUCUACUUCAACGAUACUCAUAGAAGUGUUCACAAGGCAAAACUUCUCCCCAGGGGCUUGGAGCAGUUCAUGGAAAAGAGUUCUUCUCUUCUCCUGCGGAGGGCCCGGCAAGCAGGCAGCAUUACGCCUGAGGUUUCUGGCCCCUCCCGGGAGCGUGAUCAGCCUGAAAGCAGCCAGUGUUCCCUCCACCAUUUCCAAGUCAGCUUCCACCAACUGGGAUGGGACCACUGGAUCAUUGCACCUCAUCUCUAUACCCCAAACUACUGCAAGGGGACCUGCCCUCGAGUACUCCGCUCUGGUCUCAAUUCUCCCAAUCAUGCCAUCAUCCAGAACCUUGUCAAUGAGCUGGUAGACCAGAGCGUCCCUCAGCCCUCCUGUGUCCCUUAUAAGUACGUUCCCAUUAGUAUCCUUCUGAUUGAGGCAAAUGGGAGUAUCUUGUACAAGGAGUAUGAGGACAUGAUCGCCCAGUCCUGCACUUGCAGGUGACGACAAAGGUAUAGCAGUGUCAAGUGCCCCAAGCAAUUGGAGAAGGAUUGAAAAUAAAGAAAUACAU